AUGCCUGAACCAGUGGACCUCUCCCUGGACAUUUUAGACCAGCUCAAAGCCGUGCCUCAGGACACUCACUGCAGGAUACUGAGGACCCUGAGGGACUGGAAGCGGCCCAAGUGUUUAUCAAAAGGGGAGAUUAAGCCCAUCUGGAGUAUCCAGACCACGGACCCUGAGCCAGACCUUAGAGAGCCCGGGCGGGUGCCUGUGCUGAGCACACGUGUGGACAGAACCGAGAGCGGGGCCGGCUGUGACUACGGCCCCUACUCCUUCCACCCCUCCACUCCGCAGGGACUCCAUCAGGACCACGAACGACGCUGUGGGCUGGUCUUACCCUGUCCUCUUAAAGACAUACGCGAGACAGGUCGAACACACGUGCCGUCGUGCUCUUUAAUCUUCGAGGCUGAGGACGACAGGCCCCACCUCCCUCUCUCAUUGGUGGAGGACCGAGUCCCCGCCCACCUCGGUGAUCUCAUCACCAUCCGCCUUGGCCGCUCGCCGCCGAGAUGCCCUUCCUGCCUGGAGGAUGGCCAGAGAGGGCUGACUUCCCACCGGGCACCUGGAGGAGGACAGCAUGUAAGUGGAGCCUUGGGGAACCUGGCAGGGGGGACACGGUGCCUGUGUGAGAAAGGAACCUCAGCUGCCGACAGCCACCGUGGUUGCCGGGCUGUUUGUACCAAGCGCGGCCGGGCCGGGCUGACAGCUGCCCUCACUGAGGACACCCCGAGAUGGGACAGCCCUGGGAGCCCCGUGACACCUGCCAUGUCUUUGGAAGAGGGGCCGUUACGCCCAAGGAGAGGCGGCCAGGCAGGCCCCACCUACCACCCACCCAGCACGGCCUCAGCACCCUUGCCACCCACUCUCCACGAGGGCACCGCCGCCAGCUUCAGCCCACGGGGCCUGGCGAUUUCCCUCAGCGACCCACUCCCAGGGGCAGGCAGCUCCAGCCCCACCUACGCCUGCCACCCACCGUACCUGCGCGGAAUGUGCUCCUCCGACACCCCUGACGUGAGUCAGUUCGACACCAGUGUGGCUGCAAGAGGGCGCACCGUGGAGCAGAGGCCUGGGUGCCUCACCCCAGCGCCAGGCCCCGGACCCGGGGUCCCGGCACAGUCUGACACCAGCACCAGGGCCACCUUGCGACUGGGAUCCUCAGGCCGUGGGGAGCUCGGUCAGGCCAGGAAAGGGUGGCAGGGACAGAAAGCACUGUUCCUCACUGGGACCCUGAUGAGCAUGGCCUCGAGUGGAAGCCUGGGUGGUACCCUUCUGUGCAGUUCAGGAAGGCCCACCGGCGACCUUCCCCGCCCGCCCGUGCACCUGCCCCCGCACUGA
This is a messenger RNA of Aethalodelphis obliquidens (Pacific white-sided dolphin), 1323 nucleotides long. RefSeq lists its product as uncharacterized. The record is from RefSeq and is a predicted model, not a curated record. NCBI's taxonomy places the organism in Eukaryota, Metazoa, Chordata, Mammalia, Artiodactyla, Delphinidae. The transcript is spliced from 5 exons. The coding region runs from base 1 to 1323 and encodes 440 amino acids.